UCAAUCACUAAUGGUGGUCUGUCCAAAUUCUUACAUUCUCUAACGGAAAAAAACUUGUCAUCUCCCUUAUAUAUUAAUUCUCUCCUUGUCCAGUUCUCUAUCUUCAUAUAUUUCCUCCAACGUGAAUCUUUAAUACGAACCAUAUCUCCUUCCUUAGUUUCUGUUCAACAUAUUUUCUUGUUAAUCUGUACCAUAAAUCUUGAUCGUGUUUGCCAGAAAUUAAGGAAGACGGGCUUUCGAGUUCGAAUUAGGUUUUCUCAACAGUGUCUUCUUCAUAUAUUUAGAUACUGUGGUAUUCCAUAUAUAUAUAUAGAUCAUGUGCAGCAGAGGCCAUUGGAGGCCUGCUGAGGAUAUGAAACUCCGGGAAUUAGUCGAACGAUAUGGACCUCAUAACUGGAAUGCCAUAGCUGAAAAGCUACAGGGAAGAUCAGGGAAAAGUUGUAGGCUGAGAUGGUUCAAUCAGUUGGAUCCAAGAAUAAACCGGAAUCCAUUCAGCGAAGAGGAAGAAGAGCGGCUUCUUGCUUGCCACCGGAUUCAUGGGAACCGGUGGGCUAUAAUUGCUAGGCAUUUUCCAGGACGAACUGAUAAUGCUGUGAAGAAUCACUGGCACGUUAUCAUGGCACGAAAAUGUAGAGAGACGUCGAAAAUUUACGCGAAAAGAGCUAAUUCACAAGCAUUGGAUUGCGAUCGAGAAUCGCCCUCAAAGCAUGUCAAAGAAAUGAGCUUUACUCCUUCAUUUGUAGACAGAUAUUCCAAGAAAUUUGAUUGCCCACAAAUAUAUAACCUGAAACCUAUGUAUUGGAAGGAGCUCCAUCCUGACACUCUUAUUCAUCAUAUGAAGAUCGAUCAAGAUAAAAGUCAGGCAGUGGAGUUCUAUGAUUUUCUCCAAGUAAAUACAGAAUCGAACAAAAGUGAAGUGAUAGACCAUGCAAAGAAAGAUGAUAUUGAAGUGGAGCAGCAGAAAAAUGGCUUACCAUAUAUAGAUUUCUUAUCAGCGGGAGGCUCCUCCUAAUUAAUUUGGCUCACUUUUUUCGAGCUUAAAUUAUAUAUGUUUGGUAGAGUAAAAUAAGCAAGAUACUGCAUACAAUCCACUUUACCAAACGAGCCUUAGUUAGGUCAUCCUGCAUAUAUAUAUGUAUGUAUGCAUUUACAGGAUUCAGAUGCUGCAUGCAUGAAUGAGAAAUAUACAUAUACCUGUAAAGGUAAUUGUGCUGUGUUUUCAAGUUUUAGUGAACAAAAAAUGAGUUACUCCUUGUGUUUA
Molecule: messenger RNA, 1261 nt
Organism: Olea europaea var. sylvestris
Lineage: Eukaryota; Viridiplantae; Streptophyta; Magnoliopsida; Lamiales; Oleaceae
Product: transcription factor MYB52-like
Exons: 3
Coding region: 317-1012 (231 amino acids)
Biological process (GO): regulation of DNA-templated transcription
Cellular component (GO): nucleus
Molecular function (GO): DNA-binding transcription factor activity, RNA polymerase II-specific; RNA polymerase II cis-regulatory region sequence-specific DNA binding
Source: RefSeq, a predicted model, not a curated record